AUGUUACCAAGCAAGCACUAUGGAGACGUGUACAAGUAUAGGAUUGUAGUGGAGAAAGAGAGCAAAGCGAAACGUCGCCGACGGGCUUUAGACCUUAACGACUCCAAGAUCCAGAGACUUGUCCCGUGUCAGUCUGUGACAGACACAGAUCAGUUGCUGUGUGUGGCGGCUGAACUGGGUGCUGGUGACCUUGGGAAGCCGUUUACUGUUGGAGAUAAUAAAACAUAUGGAGGAUAUUAUAACCGGCCGCUGGAGGAAGGGAAAUCAUACAACAUAUAUUUCGGCCCUGUGCAAACAGUAGAUGGGAUUACUUCCCAAGCCUAUGUUUCCUUAGUAAGGGGUGUUAUACCACAGAUGGAUGUCAAAAUUCUAGGUCUAGAUGUCGGUGUCCUCGUCGGUGGAGUUGUUGCAGCCAUAUUGGCGGUGGCAGGUGUGGCCAUAGCAGUCUGGAUAUACAUGAGAAGGCGAAGGCGUGGACUGGAAGCUACACAUUCAAGUAGUGCAUCUGACAGAGAGAUGAAAUCGUUAAAAGUAGAGACACGCAAUGAAGAUUACGAAGUUCCAAAUUACCAUAUGCCGGAAAACCCGUAUAUGGAACUCAGUUGGGAACAUUUAGACGAUAUUAUGGAGCAGGUCACAGACAUCCCUGUUGAGGAUAUCUUCACUGUUAUGAAGAAGAAAAACAGGGAAGCGUUGAAAGCAGAGUAUGAGAAAUUACCUACAGUAUUCACUGCGACGUGCCAUGUAGGACAAAAGCAGGAAAAUCAAAUGAAAAAUAGAUUCGACACUAUUUUGCCAUAUGACCACUCCCGGGUCCCGUUGACUCCACUACCGGGUGACCCCCAUUCCGAUUACAUCAACGCAAAUUAUAUAGAUGGCUAUGGGCAGACUGGAGCAUUCAUUGCCUGUCAAGGUCCAAAACCAAACACUGUGAAGGAUUUUUGGCGAAUGGUUUGGCAAGAAGAUUCCCCUGUGAUUGUCAUGUUGACGAACUUGACAGAGGAUGCUAAGACAAAGUGCGCUAAAUACUGGCCUGACGAAGGCAGCAAACGAUUUGGUUUAAUAGUCGUGACUUUAAAGAAAGAAGAAACUCACACUGAUUUUACUGUGCGAACGCUGCAUAUGUCGGUGUUACAUUCCAAUUCUUCCACGAAGACAGUGAAGCAAUUCCAUUUCACGGGCUGGCCUGACCACGGUGUUCCCGUAGAUUUCUCAGCUUUGGUGCAGUUCCGAGACAAGUUCAAAUGGUAUCAGAAAAAGGUGGAAUGUCAAGGUCCCAUCAUUGUUCACAGCAGUGCUGGUGUCGGCAGGACUGGGACUUUCAUCGCUCUGGACUACCUGUUAGACCAAGCCGAGGCUGAAGGGAAGAUCAACAUAUUCAAUCUUGUACAGCUGAUGAGACGUUCACGUUCGAUGAUGAUACAAACAGAGGAGCAAUACUACUUCAUUCACGACGCCAUGUUGGAGGAACUGUACUGCGGGAACACGACAGUCCCGGUGCAAAGAUUGCAGCCUUAUUUUCAUAGGCUGAAACAGGUGGACAUAAAAUCUGGUCUAUCAAAGUUAGAGAGAGAGUUUGCAGUUCUUCAACAACUGUGUGUUGGAUCUGCUAACGUCGGAAAAUCACAGGCUUCAGCCAACGUAAACAAAAAACGUGUCAGGAACAUUUCACCUGGAAACGGAUGGAGACCGGCAAAUGGCAGUACUGACUACAUCAACGCUGUCUUCCUUGAUGGCUACCGCCGUGCUGAUGCCUACAUCGUGGCCCAGACGCCUUUACCUGAUACUGUGGUGGACUUCUGGAGAAUGAUCUAUGAUCAUAAUUCUGCUACAAUAGUCAUGAUGAAUGAAGCAGCCGAAAUAGAAAAGGAAACUCCAUUGUACGUGCCUAAAUCUGGUUCUACGACCUAUGGACCUUUCACAGUGGAAGUGAUAUCAUCGCACGAUGCAGUGGAUUCUUUUGCUAUCAAGGAAUUAACACUGAAAAAUAGAAACCGGACUAAAGAGCAACCUCGCAAGAUACGCCAGUUCCAGCUCCAAGGGUGGAACACAUCUGAACCGACGCCGUCCUCAACAGAAGCGCUCCUAGAGCUAUUAGAUGAAGUACAACACUGGCAACAACAGAGUGGGAACACAGCCAUUACUGUGCACUGCAUGAACGGGGCCCAUCAAAGCGGCGUUUUCUGUGCCCUGGCCAGAAUAUUAGAGAAGAUGAAAGUGGAACAACAGGUGGACGUGUUUCACACUGUGAAAGCCGUGCGAAUCAACAGACCACAGUUCGUAGACAGUUUGGAACAGUACAGGUUCUGUUAUGCUGCAGUUGAAGAGUACGCAUGGAGAUUUGACACAUAUAGACCAGCACUUCGGUGAAAAGGCGUGCAUUUUUAACCU
Lingula anatina is the source of this 2391-nucleotide messenger RNA. RefSeq names its product receptor-type tyrosine-protein phosphatase T-like. Lineage: Eukaryota; Metazoa; Brachiopoda; Lingulata; Lingulida; Lingulidae. Gene Ontology annotation, biological process: protein dephosphorylation. The record is from RefSeq and is a predicted model, not a curated record. Gene Ontology annotation, molecular function: protein binding; protein tyrosine phosphatase activity.